Pochonia chlamydosporia 170 is the source of this 813-nucleotide messenger RNA. RefSeq names its product oxidoreductase. The record is from RefSeq and is a predicted model, not a curated record. Lineage: Eukaryota; Fungi; Ascomycota; Sordariomycetes; Hypocreales; Clavicipitaceae. The transcript has a single exon. The coding region runs from base 1 to 813 and encodes 270 amino acids.
AUGUCCACUCCCUGGAUAUUCAUAUGCCCAUCCAGCCGUGGCAUCGGCCACACCCUAACGCAACACCUCCUCAAAACCACAACCCUCCCCAUCCUCGCAACCACGCGCAACACCAACCCCUCCGCCACCAAAUCCUCCAUCCUCAACACCCUUCAAGCAAACAACCACGCCGACUUCUCCUCGCGCCUACACCUCCUCACAAUGGACGUCACGGACCCUCCCUCCAUGGAAGAAGCGUCCCGCCAAGCACGGGCCUUAUUCCCCGCCAAAACACACCACCUACAUCUCUCGUUUGCGAUUCCCGGUAUUUUGACGCCGGAGAAGAGUCUCGCGGGUAUAGAUCCCGAUUCUAGCAUGGCAAUGUUUCAAGUGAAUACCCUGGGACCAUUACUGCUAGCAAAGUACUUUGCGGAGUUUUUGCCUCGUCGUUCUACGGAGAUUGAUGUAGAUAAAUUGGAUGGGGUGUCGAGGCAUGCUACGUGGGUGUUCAUGUCUGCGAGGGUUGGAUCCGUGACAGAUAAUAGGUCGGGGGGCUGGUUUUCAUACCGGGCGAGUAAAGCGGCCGUGAAUAGUAUUACCAAGAGUGUGGAUAUUAUGCUCAAGACGAGGAGUGGUGAUAAGGCUUUGGCCAUUGCGUAUCAUCCUGGUACGGUGAAGACGGGGUUGAGUGAGGAGUUUUGGGGGAGGGUGCCUGAGAAGCAACUCUUUACGCCUGAGUAUGCGGUUGAUAGGAUGGUGAGUGUAGUUAAUGGACUGGAUGUUAGUCAGCGGGGUAGAUGUUGGGACUGGAAGGGAGAGGAGAUUCCGCCAUAG